Messenger RNA from Marmota flaviventris (yellow-bellied marmot), 495 nucleotides. RefSeq names its product transmembrane protein 92 (gene Tmem92). Gene Ontology annotation, cellular component: nucleoplasm. The record is from RefSeq and is a predicted model, not a curated record. Lineage: Eukaryota; Metazoa; Chordata; Mammalia; Rodentia; Sciuridae.
AUGUCGGACGCCUGGGUCCCAAGCCUAGCGCCCACCUUGCUUCUUAGCCUGCUGGCUGGCCCCCACCGCGCGAUCGCCUGGGAGGAGGCACCCAAAUGUAAUAUCUUCUUCACCUGCACCCAAGGACACAAAUGCUGUGGUUACAACUGCUGCCAGGAGAUGACAAUCUUCUCCGGCCCCUUGAGGAUCUUCAUCAUCAUCUUCCUCAUCAUGCUGCCCCUCGUGUGCAUCUGCGGCCUGGCUAAGCGCUUCUGUAGCAAAUGCAGGGAGCUGGAGAGGGAGCCUGCAGAGGAUCACCAAGGGCUCCCAGGCCCACCCUCCAUUUCCCCGCAAGAGAGGGCCAUGGCACCUACCUCUGAGCCCCCGCCACCCUACAGCGAGGUUAUUCUGAAGCCCGCCCUGGUCCUGCCUCCCACAGAGCCGCCCCCUCCCUACAGCUUCAGCCCUGAAGAGUAUGCUGGGGUGCGGAGGGGCAUUGACAACCCAGCCUUCUGA